Molecule: messenger RNA, 2535 nt
Organism: Clavispora lusitaniae ATCC 42720
Lineage: Eukaryota; Fungi; Ascomycota; Pichiomycetes; Serinales; Metschnikowiaceae
Biological process (GO): retrograde vesicle-mediated transport, Golgi to endoplasmic reticulum
Source: RefSeq, a predicted model, not a curated record
AUGAAAAGAACACUAUUAUCUCUACUUCCUGUGAUCAUGUCAACAGCUCUUGUGGAAGCUGAUUCAUGGUUAUUUUUUUCUGUUUGCAAAACUCUUGCUGAAAAACCAUCAAGCUUCUCCGAAAUCUUCGAAAAGUUGAUUCCGGUGGCAUUGUCAAACCAACUCCCAUUCACCACACCCGCAAACUUGCUGAGAAUACUUAUAACUAUUAUAAGUCCUGUCUCAAUUUCUCCCGAACAAAUUGCUACAGUUGCUGAUGAAUUGUUUCUAUCAAAUCAUGGACAAGCGCAUUUAGAGGAGGCAGAUCUAAUUGAGGACGUUGAAGAUUUACUGAUGUGGAUCACUCGCGAGUCUCCGGUUAACAAUGAAUUGUCUCUGCAAGCAAUACUCCAGAUCGUAAAAGACCUAACAGCAUUUUUGGAUUUAAAAGCAAAGUCUUUUGGCUUUGUUGGUGCUUUUGGAUCCGCAACUACACAAGAAUUGUUGUUCUCGUUCAUUAAAGCCAAAACAUUACAAUUGUCCUCAUUCCACCACGACUUGAGUGAGCUAAACCCAUUAUUCGCUUUAUUAAAUGAUUCAAGUCAGUUUACCAAAUGGCUCAAUGGUCUAAUUCUUCCCUAUAUAUAUUAUUGGAGGAAUUAUGCCUCUCUCGGAGACUUCAAGUGCUCAACCAGUGAUUUUUUGUCAAAGUUCUCUUCUGAUGACCAAUUCUUCCAGUUGAUUGAACCACUUGAUAGUCAGGAAGAUGUGACGUAUAGCGAAACGAUGGACAUCUCUCUGUACUUGAAUAAUGUUAUUCUUCCCUUUUUGGCUUAUAAUGGAGACAAUUUAGAUCCAUUAUCGUCAUGGAUGUCUGCUAAAACUACCAAUCUCACGCAACAUCUUCAGCUUUGGGAUAGGGUUCUGAGAAGUGUUGUUUCAUUUGCCAAAAAGGAGGAAUCAUUUUCCUCCCAUGCAUGUAUGAACUUUGUGAGAGCUUAUGUCAUUUCUUGCGUCAAGGAAACCAUAGCGCAAGAAGCGGGAUUGUCUCCUUCCAAACUUUCGCAGGCUUAUAGUCAGAUAAAUUUGACUGCCAACUAUCUUGUGACUACUUUAAACAUUGAAAACGUUUCUCCGUUGAAUAUAGCCACAACUCUUGAGGCGAGCGCUAAAGUUGCUACUGAGAACAAUUCCUCAAAUAUCGGGUUAGAAAAUCAGAUUCUGAUGUUAGUGAAAGCUCCAGUUACACAGUCUUUAAUUACAUUACAGUCUAUUGCUCGGACUUGUGAUGCAUUAUAUCCUAUGAAUGGUUUAACUAUGGGAAAGUACUUUCAACUCAAGAGUACCUCAACUGUGGAUUAUGAUAUGCGACAACAAGAAAUCUUGAAGAUAUUAUCUCGUGUCAGUGAGUUAAACUAUAAACAAGUAUUGGGAUCCAUUGACUUAUUCGUUAGCACGUUUGUUGGAACUGAUGUUUCUCUGAUACGCGAUAUAGACCAGUUGAUUAUCGAAUGUUUAUUCAACGGAAAUCUAUUCUCCUUGGUCUUGAAAUAUUAUCAAAGCAAAAACGAAGAGUUUAAGAUCUCUUCUAAUGAUAUCUUUGAUCUUGGUGUCAAAAAGUUCUGGGAUUUGGUACUGACAGCAUCAAAUAUUGACGAACGAAUUGGAAAAAUGAAGCUUGCCGCAGAAUGUCUUAAUGUAUUGACAGUAUUAUCUUCAGAAAAAGACAUAAAAGAAGAUAAAAGAUACACGACUAUGAGGCUAAAACACUUUGUCAAGGCUUUGGGCCAACUCAAGAAUUUCAAAUUGGUUCUAGACAAGAAUUUACCCAUCACGCCGCAGCAAAUUCUCAACAGGCUCAACCACCUAGAUGAUGAUGAGCCACUUUCACCCGUCUCUUUGGUUUCAUCUGUCCUAGAGCAAAAUCCAAAAUCAUAUCUUGCCUAUGAGAAGUUAUACAAGAUCGUAGUUGAUCUUGCACUCUUUCUUGAGAUUGAAGACACAGAUUCCUUUUUGCCAAAGGUUCAAUCUGCAUGCAUUGAAUCCUCUCUUAUCGAUGAUAAUUUUGCUUUCGCCUACAAGCAAUCGAAAGAGUUAUUUAAUUUUUAUGUGACCAGAGGUCAAUCAGAACAACUUGGUAGGUUUUGGCUCACCUUUUACCAGGUGGGGAAGUAUAUUCUGACAGAAUGGUUUAACGAAUAUGAUGAGAAAAUCAGCGCGGAGAAAAUUGAGAUUUUACUCAAGCAGAGAGAAAUUCUUUCGUCAACGUUAAAACUCAUGAAACCCUCAAACUUGACUGUAGACAACAGUCGCUUGAUUAUUGGCCAACUAAGGCAUGUAAAUCAAGAAAUUCACAGAUGGUAUACUGAGGAUAGCGCGCGAUACACAGAAACUACUCAACGAGCAGUAGAAUCCACACGCAACCAAAUUCAGAGCAAUAUUAAAAAUCUUGUUGGUGAUGCUUCUCUUUCGCGAGCUCAAGCUGGUGAAAAGUUGUCAAAUUUACUUGUUUCUGGUAUAGGAUGGGCUAUUGGAGCAAAUAGGCAAGAACCAUGA